AUGCCUACUAUCUUCCCAAUGUGGCCACACAUCAUCUUCGGCAUUCUUGAGCCCAUCUCACUGGCCCUCGGCAGCGUCUUCCCUCUAUACGACCUCCAAGGCUUUAUAGCCGGCCAAACCCCCAAUGUUGCCUCCCCGCCAACCUUUCACCCCAGCAGCGUGGCCCUCGCCUACCAACUAGGCAAUGUCUACUCGCUGCUCUUCCUCGUCGGCGUGGGUGUCUGCUACACAACUACCGAGCCUCGUGUGCUGCGCAAUUACCUGAUCGGCCUUGCCAUCGCUGACGUAGGUCACGUCUACGCCACGUACCUGGGCAUGGGCUGGGAUGCGUUUGCGGAUGUCGCGGCGUGGAAUGCUCUGACAUGGGGUAAUAUCGGAGCUACGGCAUUCCUUUUCGUUAAUAGGAUCGCUUAUCUCUUGGGUGUCUUUGGGUAUGCACAGGCGCCUAAGGCGACUGCUAAAAGAGACUAG
Molecule: messenger RNA, 471 nt
Organism: Penicillium antarcticum
Lineage: Eukaryota; Fungi; Ascomycota; Eurotiomycetes; Eurotiales; Aspergillaceae
Exons: 2
Coding region: 1-471 (156 amino acids)
Source: RefSeq, a predicted model, not a curated record